Messenger RNA from Trichoplusia ni (cabbage looper), 2522 nucleotides. RefSeq lists its product as uncharacterized. The record is from RefSeq and is a predicted model, not a curated record. Gene Ontology annotation, biological process: positive regulation of transcription by RNA polymerase III; snRNA transcription by RNA polymerase III; snRNA transcription by RNA polymerase II. Lineage: Eukaryota; Metazoa; Arthropoda; Insecta; Lepidoptera; Noctuidae. The transcript is spliced from 15 exons. The coding region runs from base 159 to 2255 and encodes 698 amino acids.
UCGCCGGAUAGAAGCAAGAGCUCGAUUUCUCUCAAUAAAAUGCGGACUGCAAUUCUAUUUGUUUAUAUUUUAAGUAAAUAAAGAUUUAUCUGUAAAAGAACAGUUGUGAUAUUAGUUAAGACCUUUAAGAAUAAAAUUCGUUAAAUUACAACCUCAAGAUGAUGGAACAUAUCCGGCAAUUCGAUUGGUGUGCACCUAUACCUGAGAGUCAUUUUGUUGAAGAAUCGGACUUGGACAACUGUAACACUGAGAAGAUAAUAAAGAACAGAUUCCACGAUCCCCUCUUAUCGAGUGAGUCAGAAGAUGAGACGCCUGCUAAAAUUAACUGGGAUGAGAUGUUCAGAACAAGAAAAAACCAUAAGAUCAAAGUAUAUGUACCCUGUUUAAGACCUGUGCCACAGUAUCCCAAACUAUCUGCGCUCACAAAUCAGCAGCAUUAUCAAAUAUUGAAAGUGUUAAGCGAGGAGAACCCUCACAUUGCACCAGAUUUAGUGAUACAUAAACCCCAGAGGCAAGACCACAAAGUUUAUGAGGCUGUAAAAGAAAUAUACCUGAAAGAGCAAAAAGAAUACAUGGAAUGGGCAAAGACAUUAUGGUACAUGGACCAUUGUAUUAGAGCUCUACGUCCCAAGCCUGCAGUAGAAACAGUGUAUGAAGCAGAGUUCAAGGUGAAGUUACAGCGGAUGAGUAGUUUACCAAAGAAGUAUGAUAUUGCAGCACAGAUACCAUUAGAGAGUAGGAGGAAAACUUGUGAUGCGGUGUUGAAACAAGAGUUGAUUAAUGUACCUUUAUCGGACAUACCAUUCGCCAAAAUACCAGAGAACAUCAACAAGCAAUUCAGCAUCCUUCGCCCAUGUGCAGUUCCAGAGCCAUGUCAAAAACAUCCUUACCAGUUUGUCUUGCCAAAUGAAAAAGGGGUUUCAGUUCUUCCAACAUCAGAAAUCCACAGGGAGUUAGCUCUGUACGCGUUAACUAAUGGAGCUCAAUACAUAGCCAGUGAGAAUGCCCUUAAGUGUCUCAUGCAACAGAAUAGACCUUGGAUUAUACCGGUAUCUGUCUGUGAGACCAUUGGACCUGAUGGUGACAAAGUCAACGUCGUGGUGUUAGACAGUGAAUUUUCUGCUCACAAGGAGGACCCACAAAUGAGGACAUAUAAGGCAUUUAGACAUCUACUGGAACAGGCUCUCAUACCUAUGAAAGAAAAAGAGAAACUGCUAAAAGACAAGAAGAAGGAAGUACCGUCACCAGUCAAGGCUGAGACUACAGAGGACGCUGACAUGCUCAGCGAUGACGAGGACAGCAUGUUUAUAUGUACCGAUGACAAUACAGACAACACAGAAACAGAAUCAGUACAACCAAGUUGGAGUAAGCGAAUAGAUAAUAAGCUUAAUAAUUCAAACUUGGAGAAGGAUAGUGUGGGGUACAUCACGAGGGCUGUGAGCAGGAAGAUCAGUGAGGAUGUCCAUGAUAUUGGACUCUACAACUGCACUUGUAAAGACACAAUAUACGAGCACCCACCGCGUCGUUCGUUCAAGAGGUGGCAGUUUAGGAGCAAGAGUGAGAUAAACUACGACAUUAUUAUACAUUGUCCACAUAAAGCAAGGAGUAAAACAGGCGAGUUACUUAUCGAACCCAUAGUGGAUUACCAGCUAGAUUUGGGGGCAAGUAAGCAGUCAACUGACAGCAUUCGGAGUUUGGCGCUCUCGCUCAUGCUGAGGAAAAAUGCAUCGGUAGUGCUAGCUCGCGUGGACGGCCCCACCGGCGAGGUGGCCUCGCUCCUGCCGAUGUCGGCGGACACGUUCUGCGGCCAGCACCCCGGCGUGAGCGGCGCCCUACACAACACGCUGUACACCGCGCUGGGGCAGCUGCAGGGGCUCGUGCCCGGCCACUACGUACUGCAGCAUGAGGUGUCGCACGGGCCGCACGCGCUGCUGCUGUCCCCGCGCGGCGCGCGCGGCGCGGGCCUCUCCCUGUGCGGGGCGCCGCCGCCGCGCGACGAGGACAGGCUGGCGCGCAAGCCGCCCGACCUCACGCCUGAACUGCUGCCGUACCACAAAUCCCGAAAGCUGCUUCCGUGCGCCUUCACACCGUACCCCAACCAACUCGUUAGGGAAACAAAGAAACCAGCGCCCAAGAAGAAAGCACCCCCUCAAGCUAUCAAGUUGCAAGCGGAGCAGCCGGAAAGCGGGACCACUCGAAAGGUACCAUCACCUACUGGUGACUUGUCCAACGAAUUUAACGAAUGCCCGACGUAACGUAUGGCUUGCCUCAGAGAUUAGAGGGGAUAGUUCCACUGGGUUCUGUGGUUGCCAACAUUUUACCCAGAUGUUUGUUUUUUGUUGUGAAGCAGCUGCAUUUAGUCUAUUUUACGCUUUUAUAUAUAUUGUGUUAAAAACGUAUAUAUUUUUGGUAACUGCCUCUUGUCUAAAUUUGGUUUUGUUUUCUAUUUAUGUGCUAGAACAUAUUUUCAAAAUUAAAUACCUUUUUACCUGCUUGCUUGAAUUAUACGUUAUGUUUAUUAU